Molecule: messenger RNA, 3114 nt
Organism: Drosophila erecta
Lineage: Eukaryota; Metazoa; Arthropoda; Insecta; Diptera; Drosophilidae
Exons: 8
Coding region: 499-2958 (819 amino acids)
Biological process (GO): G protein-coupled receptor internalization; signal transduction
Cellular component (GO): cytoplasm
Molecular function (GO): G protein-coupled receptor binding
Source: RefSeq, a predicted model, not a curated record
GUUCCUGUUCAGCCACAGUCGGUUACGUUUGCCGUGAACCGAGAGCCCCCGGAAAAGUAGUGUCGAGAAAUAGAAGUGUGGAGCAGUUGUAUUCAGUACCGGAGUCAGUCAGCACUCAAAUCACAAUCUAGAUCCCAAAUCUGGCCACCCGAUCCGACAUUUCAAGUUCAAGUUCAAAUUCGAAUCCAAAUUCAAGUCCAAUUCCAAGCCAAAAUUGAAAACCAAAAUUUUUUGAAAGACAACGUCUACCGUGCUCACUGAAAUCAACCAAGUAAUCAAGGUUUGAACUCUGGUUCUUCCCCUCAUUUGGUGUCUGUUGUACGUAUUUUUUUUAAUUUUUUGAAAGUGCGUGCGUGUUAUGAAAAGUUUGUUUGAGGGUCUUUCUUUUUGAACACCAAAACGGCAGGAAAAAGAAACGAAAAAAGCGAACGCAAAGCGAAUAAAGACCCGUCCCUAUUAGCAGGACCUAGUGAAACACCCGAAACGGAAAGAGGCAGGAUGUCGGACAAGCAGCAGGAAAGUGAGCCAAUCCCCGAGGAGGAGGUGCAGCAGCAGCAGCAGCAGCAGCAGCAGCAGGAGCAGCAGGAGCAGGAGGCUCCUGGCAGCAGAAGUGCCUGUUGCGGAUCUGGACCGGAACCGGAACAGGAAGUGGAACCGGAGCCGGAGCCGGAGCCGGAACCGGAAGUGGAAAUAGACGUGGAGGUGGAGGGCGCUGCAGCUGCCGGCGGAUCGGAUGCACCCGCUCCGGCCAAUCAAAAUCCGGGACUGGAGCGCGACAGGGACAGGGACCCGCACGGCGAUAGAUCCACUCAUCGUGAUGAGUUUGGCACACAGCGUGUUUACAAGAAGACCUCGCCGAAUUGUGUGCUGACUUUAUAUUUACCCACUCGCGAGAUAACGCUCACCGGCAAUAAUCCGUCCGUUUUGAGGGGCAUCGUCUACGUGGAUCCGAAGGCCAUCCAGGGAUAUCGCGUAUACGCCCAGCUGACGCUGACAUUUCGCUAUGGCCGCGAGGAUGAGGAGGUGAUGGGGCUGCGGUUCUGCAACGAGGCCAUAAUGUCACUGCACCAGAUUUGGCCACGACUCGAGGAGCCCACACCAGAGUCCCUCAGUCCAUUGCAGGAGGCCCUGAUGAAGCGCCUGGGCGACGGAGCCCAUCCCUUCACCCUCUCGCUGUCCUCCUACGCACCACCCAGUGUCCAGUUGGUGCCCGCCAAGCGGUACUACGGAGCUCCGAUUGGCACCAGCUACGAUGUGCGCUGCUUCAUCGCGGACAAAACGGAUGAGAAGUUCCAUCGCCGGGCCUCGGUGAAGAUGGGCGUGCGGGUCAUCUAUCGCACGGAUGUCUUUCAUCACUUGGCGCCCGAGCAGUACGCCGCCCUUGCCGGACGGCAGAACAACGCCCAGUCGCCGCCGGCCAGUGCCACGCCCCCUUCGGUAGGCGAGGGCGGGGAGCAGCACGCCGCCCACGCCCAUGCCCACGCCCACGCCCAUCACCAAUCGCAGUCGCAGCCAACUAGCGGUUCCAAGCACAAGUCGAAGUCCGAGCGCGGCGACUCCUUCCCCAAGCUGCGGCUCUCACCGAAAUCCUUUCGAUUCAGCGGUCGUUUCGGGCGCAGCAAGAGCGAGAUCGAGAAGUGUCCCAAUGAUCCCUUCCACAGCUACAGCAAGUCCUUCCAGGAGCACUGUGACAGCAUGUUGCCGCCGCACACUGGGGCCGGGGUCACUGGAGGAAUCGGUGGCGUCAGCGUGGGUCCUUGUGGCGGUCCCCAAGGAUCCGUGGACAAGCCAUUCCUGCUGCACGACGGACGGGUGGGAUUGCGGGCCAGCUUGGACAAGGGCUGGUAUACACACGGCGAGGACGUUCAGGUGACCGUCAAUAUACGCAACGAUAGCCGCAAGACGGUCCGCAAAGUUCGGGUCUGCGCCAUCCAGCACGUCGACGUCUGCAUGUUCAACAACGGCAAGUUUAAGAAUGUGGUGGCUGAUUCGGAUAAUGUGACACCGCCGGUGGAUCGCACAGUGGCCGCUGGAGCCUCGCUGAACACCACGGUGACGCUGCGUCCGCAACGCGGUCCCACCAAGAACUGGAUCGCCCUGGAGGACACCUUGCAGCGCAGCACCGAGCCGGAGGAGAUCACCGGCGCCAUCGCUGCGUCGGCCAUCCGCUCGCCUCACUUUGUGAUGCAGAACGCCCAGCUGUUGGGCGGUUGCGGCCACCCACUUGGCAGUCCGGCCUUGGUAACGCCACAUCCACACCUGUGGCAGCCGGGCUGCUCGCAAGGUCAGGGUCAGCCGGGUAAUCCCAACUCCGCCGGCGGCAAUGAGGAGCGCAACGUGUUCGCCAUCUAUGUGUCCUACUAUGUCAAGGUGAAGUUAACCCUGAGCGGCAUGGGUGGCGAGUUGUCCCUGAAGCUGCCCUUCGUCCUGGUCCACGUGGAUGAGACACAGCGUCCGGGCUUUGCCUCCGCUACGUUGGGCGAGCUGCGAAUGGAGAUGGAGCGUCUGGCCCUGCAGGAUGCACCCGUGGGCAAGCGAAACGCACGACGACAGGCACAGCCCACUUUCGCAGAGAUCGGAGAUGGACCUUCCACCAGUGCGGCUGCUGCCGCCGCAGCCGCUGCUGCAAAGUCGGCCUCUCAAGCCGUUGGCCAGUCAGCCGGACAUCUGGACAUGAUCGAGAGCCUGGACGAUGAGUUCAACAUCAGGGUGCCGGUGCCAAGGAACGGCUCACACAAGCGGCGCUUGCAGCGCAGCGAGACCUUGGCCCGCGACCUAGAGGAGCACGAGGAGCACGGUCCGAUGCCCGAGGAGGAGGACCACAUCGUCCAGAUUCACUUGGAGCAGGUGUCGCCGGACCGCGACGAAGUGCAGCGCGAGGAGCGGUCGCAGCAGGAGCAGGUGAGCCACGCCCCCGGUGCCGAGACCGGUGCGGUCCCCAAGUCGUCGAAUGUGUGAUUCUGAUUGUGGUCGCAGAUGUUUGCCAAACGCAAGAGGAAGCCGUAAUGCCGGAUUCCCCAAGUGCUAGUACAGGGUAAUAGUGCCGAAGACCAAUUACUAUUUCCCAGAACGCGAAAAUCGAUUGAACAACACAGUUUUCGUCGUUCUAAAAUC